CAGCAGAGUUAGCAGCAGCAGCAGCAGCAGCAGAAUCGGCAGUAGAAGAAGAAACAGCAUCCGCGGACUGCGUUUUAAUCAAUUAAAAGUCGUGCGAGUGAAAAAAUGCAGCCGCUGGCUGCCAGCAGCAGCCGUUACCUCUCAGCUGGUACUGUUUGUGCUUGUACAUUUAGAUGUGGAAGCGGAUACGAACGUGGGUGUCAACCAGUGUCAAUCGAGCAAAUUCUGAACGCAAGCGCAAAACAAACAACUGGCCAAAACUAAUAAUCAAAGCAAAAAUAGCAAAAGCAACAGCAACAAAGUUCAGGGUCAGGGUCAUGGUCAGGCAGCUGUAGGAGUUUAGGUGUUAAAGUUGCUAAACGAAUCACCUGGACACAGGUGACCGCCAUCAGGAAUCGUCGCCAUGUCGACCGAUUCAUCUGCUGAGAGCGACAGCGAAGUCUACGAUCCGCUUGCCGAUGAGCUUCACAAUGUCCAACUGGUGAUCCAUGUGACAAGGGAGAACAUCGAUGCUUUGAAUGCUAAAUUUGCCAAUCUUCAAGAGCCGCCAGCUAUGUACUUAACAGAAUACCAGGAGCUGACGUCCAAGCUGCACGAACUAAAAGCCAAGGAGCAUGAGUUAAUGGAGCAACUGAAUGCCCUGCAACAGGAUGACGAUUCCAAAAGCCAAAGCCAAAGCGAGGCAAAGCAACAACAGCAGCAGCAGCAGCAAUCGAAUACGGAUCGCACCGAUCAGCCGCAUUAUCAAAACCAGACGCAAAUCUUGCAGCAACAGCGUCAGCUGGCCAGACACGCUCACGAGCUGAACGACUCGGGAUCGGGGAGCCAAUGUGGCACUUUAACCCGCCAGCCAAAGGUGCUGCUGCGUGCCCAUUUGCCCAAUCAGCAGCGCACCUCCGUCGAGGUGGUGGCUGGCACUCGUCUGUGCGAUGCGCUGAUGAAGGCGCUAACUCUCCGCCAGCUGGAGCCGUUCAUGUGCGAGGUGAGCACGACGCCGCAUAGCGGCCGACAUAUCAUACCGUGGAACACGGAUAUUGGCACUCUCCAUGUGGAGGAGAUCUACGUGCGGCUGCUGGACAAGUUCCCGUUGGGGCCGCACAUCAAGCAUCAGUUUAUACGCAAAACGUUCUUCUCGAUCGCCUUCUGCGAGGGCUGUCGCCGGCUGCUCUUCACGGGCUUCUACUGCAGCCAGUGCAACUUCCGAUUCCAUCAACGUUGCGCCGGACGGGUGCCCAUGCUCUGCCAGCCCUUCUCCGUGGACAGUUACUAUGAGCGGCUGCUGUCGUCGUAUCCAGAAAAUUCGGUGGGUUUGCCCGUGGGUCGCAGCAAUGCUGUGCGCUUCAAUGGCCGACCACCGCGCAUCAGCCAGGAUGACCGCUCCAACUCGGCGCCCAAUGUCUGCAUCAACAGCAUCCGACCGCUGACCAACGACACGCAGCGCAGCCUCAUCAUGCAAGCCCGGCCCCCUUUGCCGCAUCCGUGCACGGAUCAUUCGAACUCGACGCAGUCGUCGCCCACCAGCACGCUGAAGCAUAAUAGACCCCGUGCCAGGUCCGCAGAUGAGAGCAACAAGAAUCUGCUCUCACGUGAUGCCAAGAACUCGGAGGAGAACUGGAACAUACAAGCAGAGGAGAUCUUGAUCGGGCCGCGCAUCGGCUCGGGCUCGUUUGGAACAGUCUAUCGCGCCCAUUGGCAUGGACCCGUUGCAGUGAAGACGCUCAAGGUGAAGACGCCGAGUCCGGCCCAGCUGCAGGCGUUCAAGAACGAGGUGGCCAUGCUGAAGAAGACGCGCCACUGCAACAUUCUCCUGUUCAUGGGCUGCGUCUCGAAGCCAUCGCUGGCCAUAGUCACCCAGUGGUGUGAGGGCAGCAGCCUCUACAAGCACGUCCACGUCAACGAGACGAAGUUCAAGCUGAACACGCUCAUCGACAUUGGCAGGCAGGUGGCACAGGGCAUGGACUAUCUGCAUGCCAAGAACAUAAUACACAGGGAUCUCAAGACGAACAACAUUUUCCUGCACGAGGAUCUGUCCGUGAAGAUUGGCGAUUUCGGCUUGGCCACCGCCAAGACACGCUGGUCGGGCGAGAAGCAAGCGAAUCAGCCAACGGGCAGCAUUUUGUGGAUGGCGCCAGAGGUGAUACGUAUGCAGGAGCAGAAUCCCUAUUCGUUUCAAUCGGAUGUCUAUGCGUUUGGCAUAGUCAUGUACGAGCUGCUGGCAGAGUGCCUGCCCUACCGCAACAUUAGCAACAAGGAUCAGAUUUUGUUUAUGGUCGGGCGUGGUCUGCUUCAUCCUGAUAUGACCCAAGUGCGAUCAGAUGCACCGCAGGCGCUGAAACGUCUCUCCGAGGAUUGCAUCAAAUACAAUCCCAAGGAGCGUCCACUCUUUCGGCCUCUGCUUAAUAUGCUGGAGAACAUGCUGCGUACAUUACCCAAGAUACAUCGCAGCGCCAGCGAGCCCAACCUAACCCAAUCCCAGCUGCAAAACGACGAUUUUCUCUACAUGUGCCCCAGUCCCAAGACCCCGGUCAACUACAAUAACUUUCAGUUUUACAACAGCGCGGGCAAUAUCUAAAGCCGGCUCAGGGAGUAGCAGAAGGAGACGGAUCUUCUGAACAAGAGGAUGGUGAAGAAGGAUGAGGAGGAAGAGGAGGAGGAGGAGGCUGUACCUGUACUUACUAUGAAUGGAAGGCAUGAAACAAAUGUUUUGGGUCGAGCAGGCCACACUAAACAAGAGAGGAACGAGAGCAGAAAUAAGGAACCUGAACGUGAGCAGGACAAGAGUUUAGCUCUCUCUCCCUCUCUCUCUCUUUCGUUUUCUCUUGUAGCAGCUCUGUUGCUUCACUUUGAGCUCAGCCUGAAGCAACUGAACGAGAGAGAGUUCUGUCAACGGAGUGAGAGCGAGACAAGUGAUUUGCUGUCUUUCUCUCCCCGACAGCUGCUCGGCCUGGAGCAACUUCUAAUGUGCAUUUCUGUUAUCAAUUAAACAAACGCAAAAACAACCACAACUAUUAUUGUAAACUAACUAAAGUGAAACGCGCAUAUGUACAUACAUCUAAAUAUAUAUAUACACAUACAGAGAAACACACGCACACACAUACACGC
Messenger RNA from Drosophila hydei, 3102 nucleotides. RefSeq names its product raf homolog serine/threonine-protein kinase Raf. NCBI's taxonomy places the organism in Eukaryota, Metazoa, Arthropoda, Insecta, Diptera, Drosophilidae. Gene Ontology annotation, biological process: signal transduction; protein phosphorylation. The record is from RefSeq and is a predicted model, not a curated record. The coding region runs from base 404 to 2572 and encodes 722 amino acids. The transcript is spliced from 6 exons. Gene Ontology annotation, molecular function: ATP binding; protein kinase activity.